UUGAGUCUGAAACUGAGAAUGGCGAGCAAAGAAGAGGAAGACGCAGAUGCAGUGGCAUCAAUGGCAAAGUUGGGUUCUUACGGUGGUGAAGUGAGGUUGGUGGUUGCUGGGGAAGAAUCUGCUGCGGAGGAGACCAUGCUACUUUGGGGUAUUCUGCAACCCACCCUUUCCAAACCUAAUGCCUUUGUCUCUCACUCUUCCUUGCAACUCUCACUCGAUUCUUGUGGUCACUCUCUCUCCAUUCUUCAAUCCCCUUCUUCCUUGGGAACACCUGGAGUAACUGGAGCUGUGAUGUGGGACAGUGGAGUUGUAUUGGGGAAGUUUCUUGAACAUUCUGUUGACUCAGGGAUGCUUGUUCUUCAGGGCAAGAAGAUUGUUGAAUUGGGAUCUGGUUGUGGAUUGGUCGGUUGCAUUGCAGCUCUUUUGGGUGGUGAAGUUAUUCUUACUGAUCUGCCUGAUAGGCUGAGGCUACUGAGGAAGAACAUUGAAACCAAUAUGAAACACAUUUCUCUACGUGGUUCUGUAACAGCAACUGAACUGACAUGGGGAGAUGAUCCUGACCAAGAACUCGUUGACCCCAUACCCAAUUAUGUUUUAGGAUCUGAUGUAGUGUACAGUGAGAGGGCAGUUGUGGAUCUACUAGAGACACUUAUGCAGCUCUCUGGGCCUAAUACAACAAUAUUUUUGGCUGGGGAACUCAGAAAUGAUGCCAUUCUUGAGUACUUCUUAGAAGCAGCAAUGAAUAAUUUCACUAUUGGCCGUGUGGAUCAAAUACUCUGGCAUCCUGAUUAUCGCAGCAAUCGCGUAGUUCUUUAUGUUCUAGUGAAGAAAUGAUUGUUAAGAAUGAUGUUUACUGUUUAGUUGUUUUGUGUAAAGCUGGCCUGGUAACAUAAUGUCCGUGUUGUGCAUCAACAAUUUAACAUUUUGACCACCAUUCUUUCCCCUUGUUCUUAUGUGUUUCU
Molecule: messenger RNA, 962 nt
Organism: Abrus precatorius (Indian licorice)
Lineage: Eukaryota; Viridiplantae; Streptophyta; Magnoliopsida; Fabales; Fabaceae
Product: protein N-lysine methyltransferase METTL21A
Exons: 5
Coding region: 19-834 (271 amino acids)
Source: RefSeq, a predicted model, not a curated record